Molecule: messenger RNA, 3151 nt
Organism: Acanthochromis polyacanthus (spiny chromis)
Lineage: Eukaryota; Metazoa; Chordata; Actinopteri; Pomacentridae
Gene: pmela
Product: premelanosome protein a
Biological process (GO): melanosome organization
Cellular component (GO): melanosome
Source: RefSeq, a predicted model, not a curated record
ACAUGUACUUUGUCAUGUUUUCUGUAAGUUGCUUUACAGUUUCCUGAGCUCUUUAUUGGAGAUGUUGCAUUUAUGACACUGAUGGGCAGAAUCAGAGAAAGGUGAUCGAGUUCACAGGAAGUAAAAAUGCAAUUAUCUCAGCAUAAAACAUAGCAAAAUGACAGUAACUGUGUCAAAAACUAUGAGUAAAACCAAACAGUUCCGGCUAAGAACAAUGAAAGUUAACAAAACAGUGUGGGGGUGGUGCCAGUGUGCAGGCUCCCAGUGAUGUCAGAGGUGAGAAGAAACUUUAUGGUAAUUCAGAUUGGGCGCCUUCUUAAAGAGAGUGAGGAGUCAUUACUUAAGUCUGUGUGGGAGUUGUGUUGGGGUUCAGGACUGCAGGGUGAGGAUCAGGGCUCAGAGGACGCAAACAACCAAACACAGGAUGAGGAGUCUGCUGCUGCUGGUUUUGGCUUUUACCUCUGCCACUGCUAUAAGGCAAAGAAGUCAGUUCACACGUUACCGAUCCUGGAACUCCCGGAUGUAUCCGGUGUGGAAAGAUGGAGACUCAAGAUUCAGAAACUGUUGGUCUGGUGGUGAAGUAACCUUUGAUCUGAAGAAUGAUGCUCCCACACUGACUGGAGCAAGAGCAACCUUCAGUAUUAAUCUGAAUUUCCCACCAAACCAGACAGUCCUCUCUGAUGGACAGGUGGUCUGGGCACAAAACUGCACCAUCGACGGACAACAGUAUCAGGCGGGUCAGGCCGUGUAUCCAGAACAGGACCCUAAUGGAGUUUUCCCCGAUGGCACACCGUUCACCAGGAGCCAGAACAGGAAACCUCGCUACGUGUUUGUGUGGAAGACAUGGGGGCGUUACUGGCAGGUGGCAGAUGGACCUUCCUCCUCGCUCACCAUCGGUACAGACAACGUUCCUCUGGGCUCCUACGACAUGGAGGUCGUCAUCUAUCACUGUCGAGGCAAAGACAAGUUCAUUCCCCUCGGAUACGCCUCCUCAGUCUUCACCAUCACAGACCAGGUUCCCUUCAGCAUAUCACUUGCCCAAGUCAAUGAUGUAAACCAGGGUGACCAGAACUUCAUCCAGAACCAGGCCAUUGCUUUUACCGUCAACCUCCACGAUCCCAGCCAGUACUUGAACAACGCAGACAUCAGCUUCAGCUGGGACUUUGGUGACGCCAGUGGAACUCUGAUCUCCAGAGAGCGCACCAUCACUCACACAUAUCUUGCAGUUGGCACCUUCAAACCUCAGGUGGUCCUGAUGGCAAGCAUCCCCAAUGGCUGUGGAAACCCCACUGCUGUUGUUCCUCUUGAUGCCUCUGCUGCUCCUGCAGUAGUUGUGAUGGCCUCCACUCCUGCAGCUGUACCAGUCGAGGGAGGAGAUGCGAUUGCUCUGGAUAUUCCUGCCUCUGAUGCCACUCCAGCUGCUGCCUCUGUGCAGCCCGCCGAUGCUGCCGCCGACACUGAUGACGGAGAAGCAGUCGUGGAUACCGACACAGUGACUGUAGAAGACGCCUCAGUGGCCCCUGCAGUAGAUGCAGCUGUGGUUCCAGCAGAAGAAGACCCAGCCAACGCUGCUGUUCCUGCUGCAGAAGAAGAUGUUGCUGCAGAGGAGACAGAAGCUGCAGCAGGAGAAGUGGCUGUUGUUGCCUCUGUUGCACCUGCAGUUGAAGAGCCAGCAGAAGCUAAUACAGAUGCUGCAGAUGACACAGCCACAGUUACUGAUGUAGCUGCAGAAAAUGUGGCUGUGAUUGAUGCUGCUGCUUCAGUUGCCCCUGUUGUGGAAGGAGAAGAAGUUGCAGUUGAGGUUGCCGACACCAUUACUGUUGCCCCUGUGACAGAUGUAGCUGCAGAAGAAGAAGCUGAGGUGACCGCUGCUGUUGACACUGCUGUAGAAGCUGACGCUGCUGUAGAAGCUGACGCUGCUGUAGAGGUUGUCCAGGCUCAAACAGAAGUGCCUGUUGAUAACAUUGUUGCUGCUGCAACUGAAUCCACAGCUGUAGAAGAGGCCGCAGCAGUUGAUGCUGCAGUUGAUACUGAGGCUGAAGUGCUUGAAACUGAGAACGAAGUUGCAGCAACUGCAGCUGCUGCAGGUAAUGAACAGGUGUACAAGAAGCUGUUCCGGGCUGAAGGUGAAGUUCAGGCUGAAGUAGAAGCAGAUCCAGCACAAGUUGCCCUUGUUGUGGCUAAAAGACAAGCACCAGAGCUGACAGCUGACUGCACAGUCUACCGUUACGGCUCUCUCGCCACAUCUAUAGAUGUUGUCCAGGGAAUUGAAAGUGUAGAGAUCGUCCAGAUGUUGAGUGUUGUAUCAAUGGCGACUGAGGUGGAGCAGAAUGCUGUGGACGUCACCAUUGCCUGUCAGGGAAGUUUGCCCAGCGAGGUCUGCACCGUCAUAUCUGAUGCUGACUGUGUCACACCACUACAAACCAUCUGCAAUGAAGCCUCACCCUCUCCAGACUGUCAGAUGAUCCUUCGUCAGUUCUUCAAUGACUCUGGAGUUUUCUGCCUCAAUGUCUCGCUGACCAAUAGUGUCAGUCUGGCUGCGGCAAGUGCUAGAGUCAAUGUAGCAUUAGCCUCCACUGGUUCCCCAGCUGGAACUGCAGCUACAGUUCUGGUGUUUAUGGUUCUCGCCUGUGUCGUCGGUUGUAUUGGUUUGAUGUACAGACGGUUCAAGCAAUACCAGCCGCUGACAGAAGACCAUGCAGGGAACAGCGGAGGCAGCUCUGCAGUAACAUCAGUGCCUUUGCUGCUGUGGAACCUGCUGAGUCGACAGUCACCUGGGGAAAGUCGUCCACUGCUUCAGGGAAGAAUUGUGUGAAUAUUGUCAUCAGUUUAUGUAUUAACAUCUGCCACAUCCACUAACAUAUCAGCUUUAUAUACGCAAUUCUGUCUGUAGUGAUACCGCCGCUCCCUGCCAUGAAACCAGAAGCCAAUGAAAUGAACCAGCCUCAUGAACAACAUCUGUUGGAAUUGUGAGUCAGUUGUGUAAUAAAAUAAACAGAAGGUGUAUUAAACAUGUUAAAAGUUUUGUAGAGGAAAGUGAUAUUUAUUUUGACCUCUACUAAUUGUAUUAAUUGCACUGGUAGUUUAUAGAAGCCAUAACCUCUAUUUUGUGGCCUACUUAUACUAAACAGUUGGAAAAUCAAUCCUAACA